AUGGGGUUCCCGAAAGAAGAUCCAGUUCCAGGGCCCAAUGCAAGCAGGCCUGUCGGUGCUCUCGCCGCUCGUCGUACGUGGACCUGCAACGGCCAGGGCAAAAAGUUCUGGGAUACGGAUCAUGUGACUCUCAACUUCACCGCCCACCGCCUCACCUGGCUUGACACCGCCACAACUGGCUGGCAGAUAUUGUGGCGCAGCAUGCAGUAA
Molecule: messenger RNA, 210 nt
Organism: Penicillium canariense
Lineage: Eukaryota; Fungi; Ascomycota; Eurotiomycetes; Eurotiales; Aspergillaceae
Exons: 1
Coding region: 1-210 (69 amino acids)
Source: RefSeq, a predicted model, not a curated record